CCCCCGCCAGACCCCCGCCAGGCUCCCGCCAGCCCCGCCUGCCCAGCUCCCGGAGGCGGCCGCCGGCUCCCGCCAGCCCCGCGGCCCGUGCCCUGAGGAGACCGGCGCCCUCGGCUAGGGAGCCUCGGCCUCUGUGCUCCGGCGGGAGCCUUUCAGAGGUCGGCCAGGGCUUUGUUGUGCGCGUUCCUGCACUUUUCGUCCAUCAACAAGCAAUUAGAUACGCGGGUAUCGCGUGCUGGCGCGGUGCUAGAUGCUGGGUGUCAUCUCAGAAAAGUACGUUCUUGGGCGCGCCUGAGGGUGCUGGCUGCUGGGAUCUAGGUGCUCUACGUGCAUUCGUGAAGAAGCCCACCAGUGUUUGUUGAAAACCAGAUCUGUAUUUCUGAAUAUAGACCCCCAAGCUGAGUGAACCUUUAGCCUCUAAGCUCAAUAUGUAUGAAGCUUUGCCAGGCCCUGCUCCUGGAAAUGAAGAUGGCCUUGUGAAAGUGAAGGAAGAAGAUCCCACCUGGGAGCAGGUGUGCAACUCAGAGGAGAGCAGCUCCCACACUCAGGAGAUUUGCCGCCUGCGCUUUCGGCAAUUCUGCUAUCAGGAGGCUCCUGAACCCCGGGAAGCUCUGGCCCGACUCCGAGAACUUUGUCAUCAAUGGCUGAGACCGGAGAUGCACACCAAGGAACAGAUAAUGGAACUGCUGGUGCUAGAGCAGUUCCUGACCAUCCUGCCCAAGGAGCUCCAGCCCUUUGUGAAGACAUAUCCUCUGGAAAGUGGAGAGGAAGCAGUGACAGUGCUGGAGAAUCUAGAGACAGGAAGUGGAGACACAGGACAACAGGCCUCUGUCUGUAUUCAGGGACAGGACAUGUGCCCAAUGGUGACAGAAUACCAAAGAGUCUCUUUGGAGUGUCAGAGACUCCAGCUCCUGCCUGGGGUAACUACCCUGAAGUGUGAACCUCCACAGCUUACUCAAGAGAACCCACAAGAAGUGAGCGGGCCUGUUUCCCGAGGAUCAGCUCAUCUCCAUGAAAAAAAACACAGAGACAAGGCUGCAAUGCCUGUGUUUAAUCCAGUCAGGUCCCAGACACUUGUGAAGACUGAGGAAGAAACAGCCCAGGCCCUUGCUGCAGAGAAGUGGCCACAUCUGAAUCUGGCUCAGAGGAACCUCUGUGGUAACUCAGCUCAGGAGACGGUUAGGAGCCUCAGCCUGAUGACUGAAGAAAUUGUAACUAAAGAUAGAUUGUUUAAUGCAAAGCAAGAAACUUCUGAAGAAAUAGAACAAGGUGGAGAGGCCUCAGCAAUGCCCAGCAGAGCGUGUGCACUCCAGAUUCCUUAUAGUACUCCUAUCCCUACUGAAAGGACAGUUGCACAUUUGAACACUGUGAAGAGCCAUCACUCAGGUGACUUGUGGGCCCGGAUGCACAUCUCAUCCUUGGAAUAUGCUGCAGGAGACAUUACUCGAAAAGGGAGAAAAAAAGACAAAACUCGAGUGAGUGAACUGCUCCAAGGCCUUGCAUUCUCUGGUGACUCAGAUGUGGAAAAAGAUAAUGAGCCUGAGACCCAGCCUGCUCAAAAGAAGUUAAAGGUGUCAUGUUUCCCAGAAAACAGUUGGACCAAAAGAGACAUUAAACCCAACUUUCCAAGCUGGUCAGCACUGGAUUCUGGACUUUUGAAUCUCAAGAGUGAAAAGUUGAACCCAGUAGAACUUUUUGAAUUAUUUUUUGAUGAUGAAACAUUCAACUUAAUUGUCAAGGAAACCAAUAAUUAUGCUUCUCAGAAAAAUGUCAGCUUGGAAGUCACAGUUCAAGAAAUGAGGUGUGUGUUUGGUGUCCUGCUUUUGAGUGGAUUUAUGAGGCGUCCUAGAAGGGGAAUGUAUUGGGAAAUCUCUGACACCGAUCAGAACCUGGUUAGAGAUGCAAUCAGAAGGGACAGAUUUGAAUUGAUUUUCUCAAACCUGCACUUUGCAGAUAAUGGCCACCUAGAUCAAAAAGAUAAGUUUACAAAGUUGAGGCCUCUCAUAAAACAAAUGAAUAAAAAUUUCCUCUUGUAUGCUCCCCUAGAAGAAUACUAUUGCUUUGAUAAGUCAAUGUGUGAAUGCUUUGAUAGUGACCAAUUCCUGAAUGGAAAGCCUAUUAGAAUUGGCUAUAAAAUUUGGUGUGGUACAACCGCACAGGGUUAUCUGGUGUGGUUUGAGCCCUAUCAAGAAGAAUCAACUAUGAAGGUAGACGAGGAUCCUGACCUUGGGUUAGGUGGAAAUCUAGUGAUGAACUUCGCUGAUGUUCUUUUAGAGAGAGGUCAGUAUCCCUAUCACCUGUGUUUUGAUAGCUUCUUUACAAGUGUGAAAUUGUUGUCAGCCCUGAAAAAGAAGGGGGUGAGAGCAACUGGAACAAUUCUUGAGAACAGGACUGAAAAAUGUCCCCUUAUGAAUGUAGAACAUAUGAAAAAAAUGAAGAGAGGGUAUUUCGAUUUCCAAGUAGAAGAAAACAGUGAGAUAAUUUUGUGUCGUUGGUAUGGGGAUGACAUUAUCAGUCUGUGCUCCAAUGCUGUGGGCAUAGAACCAGUCAAUGAGAUAAGUUGUGAUGCUGAUGAUGAAGAAAUCCCUCAGAUAAGUCAACCAUCCAUAGUAAAAGUGUAUGAUGAAUGCAAGGAAGGUGUAGCUAAAAUGGAUCAAAUUAUUUCGAAAUAUAGGGUGAGGAUAAGAAGCAAGAAAUGGUACUCAGUUUUGGUGAGCUACAUGAUCGAUGCAGCCAUGAACAAUGCAUGGCACCUGCACAGAGCCUGUAACCCAGGUGCUUCUCUAGACCCAUUGGACUUUUGGAGAUUUGUUGCACAUUUCUACUUGGAACACAAUGCCGAUCUGUCAGAUUAGGGCAUGUAAAAUGGACACAGUGCAGGCAUUAAUAAGACAGAAAAAUAAUAACUGUACAUGCUGUUGUAUCCUCCCAAAGCAAAUCUGAUAUAUGUAAUGAAGUUAAGUAAUUAAUACUUUUAAAAAUCAGAUAUUUAUAUAGAGUUUCAAAGACUUGUAACAAAUAAUGUUAAAAAUUAUCUGUGAAAAUGUUGAACUAUAGUACCUUUCUCUGUCAUAUUUUGUAUCAGACACAGGAAAUAAUUUAUUUGUUCAAUUGA
Saimiri boliviensis boliviensis (Bolivian squirrel monkey) is the source of this 3115-nucleotide messenger RNA. RefSeq names its product piggyBac transposable element derived 1 (gene PGBD1). Gene Ontology annotation, cellular component: membrane. The record is from RefSeq and is a predicted model, not a curated record. Gene Ontology annotation, molecular function: sequence-specific DNA binding. Lineage: Eukaryota; Metazoa; Chordata; Mammalia; Primates; Cebidae.